Molecule: messenger RNA, 1331 nt
Organism: Magallana angulata
Lineage: Eukaryota; Metazoa; Mollusca; Bivalvia; Ostreida; Ostreidae
Exons: 1
Coding region: 1-1083 (360 amino acids)
Biological process (GO): protein N-linked glycosylation; cell wall mannoprotein biosynthetic process
Cellular component (GO): mannan polymerase complex
Molecular function (GO): alpha-1,6-mannosyltransferase activity
Source: RefSeq, a predicted model, not a curated record
AUGGUUAGCCUCAAACGACCCCUGAAAUCAGCAGUAUUCCUUGUAUUUCUAUUUUCUAUUAUCAAAAUUUACUGGACCCUGAUAAUACGCCAAGGGAAUCAAAGUACUGAUGUGAUAGGAAGCAAAUUAACGAUGAUGUGUCAAUAUAAUGAAACAGAUACAGUUUUCAAUACUUCAAAAUAUAAGUUAUCUCCCGUGCCAAAACAUUCCCUGAAAAAUGACACAACCGAACCAGUGUCCCCUGAGAUUGCUGAAUUCUUCACGAGACUUAACAAGACAUUUUGUGAUGACUUCUUAGUGUUGAUUCUUACACCCAUACACAACAGUGAGAGAGAUAUAGAAAACUACGUGAAUCUUAUCAGAACAUUGAAUUAUCCUAAAAAUAGACUCUCUGUUGUUUUUGGGGAGGAUGGUAGCAACGAUGGGACGUUUUUAAAAGCACAGAAUGCAACAGAAGUAUUCAGAUCCAUCGGUUUGCGCAGGGCAGACGUCCUCCAUUUUAACUUCACCGGUGGACUGGAAACAAACAGCUGGAUGAAAGAGCAUUCUUACGUCCAUCAAUUUCAAAGAAGGAGCCAUUUAGCAAGAGCCCGAAAUUUGUUACUCAUGUCUGCCUUGGGAGACGAGGAUUACGUCCUGUGGAUGGAUUCCGAUUUACUCAGCGUUCCUCCAGACUUGAUACAACAGAUGAUAUAUGUAAACAAGGACGUUGUGACGGCCUCGUGUCUGUUCAGAGAAAACAGUGGUCGUCUGCGAAUUUACGAUAAAAAUUCUUGGCGGGAAACGGCGGAGUCUUUGCAAAGACAACGGAAACUUCCUCAGCACCAACUCGUUGUAGAGGGCUAUGGAGCUUCGCUGAGGGUGUAUUUACCGCAUUUACAGGGAGAAGGGAAACGAGUAGUUUCGAUAGAUGGCGUGGGAGGAUGUAGUUUAAUGAUAAAAGCAGAAUGUCACCGAAAAGGUCUUUAUUUCCCGGAAAUUUUUUUCCAAAGACACAUAGAAACUGAAGGACUUGCAAAAAUGGCAAAACAUAUGGGAUACGGUGUUUAUGCUUUGCCAUUUCUAAACGUCUUUCAUUCGUAACAAAUAACGUGUAAUAAUUUCUAAUACAUAAACCAAUUAAAUACUAAAAAAUCGAUAUUGUUUUUGUUUGAACAAUUUUAUUGACAAAAACGUUAAAACCUGACAGAACAUCCGUAAAGUUCAAAGCGCAUGCCCACGUAGUUGUUAGCGUUACUGGACUUCCGGUUAAAGUCGACCACGCUUAUUCUAACGAAUCGAGCAACGAUGGGUGGUACAAGGGUUUGCAGUUUAACAGUGUUUUGGUCAGU